GGCAUAGGCUAUAUUGAACAUAUAUAUGUGGCACAAACCUCUGAUAUUCCCAAGCAAAGAAUCAAAGCAAAUGGAGAACCCUUCGUCGGAGUUGGCAGAGGAAGCGAGCUUGAACAGCCACCCCCAGAUUGCGCUCAUCAACACCUUCUGUGAAAUCACCGCCGCCGCUUCCAAAUCCGAAGCCCUCUUCUUUUUGGAGUCCCACAAUUUCGAUCUCGACGCCGCCGUCUCCACUUUCCUUGACGAUGCCAAUCCGGUUGCAGCGGCUAAUCCGGGGUCACCGGCCGCGCAGUCUCAGUCUCAUUACUCGCCUUCUGAUUCGCUGUCUCCUUCUACUUCUCCUUCUCGCUCCCGAUCCCCCUCUCCGCCGCCUGCUUCCCGCUCUUACAAUCUUCGGUCCUCUGCUAAACCUAGCGCAGGGGCCUCCGGUUCUGGUGGGCGGAAAGGCGGAAGUGGAGGUGGUGGUGUUAGGACUUUGUCGGAUCUGAAUAGGAAUACUAAGGAUGAGGAUUCUGGUAGUGAUCCUGAUUUUGAUCCUCAGGAGUACUACACCGGCGGGGAAAAGAGUGGGAUGCUUGUUCGAGAUCCAUCAAAACCAAAUAACGUGGAUGCAAUAUUUAAUCAAGCAAGACAAUCAGGAGCUGUAGAAGCAUCUGCUGAACAUCUUUUACCUUCAUCAAGCUCAAGAAGCUUUGCUGGCACUGCAAGGCUACUUUCUGGUGAAGUGUCCUCUACCCCUCAGCAGCCUGAAGUUGUCAAUCACAAUAUUACUUUUUGGAGAAAUGGCUUUACGGUAGAUGAUGGACCUUUAAGGAGGCUGGAUGAUCCAGAAAAUGCAUCUUUCCUGGAGAGUAUCAGGAAGUCCGAGUGCCCAGAGGAACUUGCACCAGCAAAUAAGAGCACUGCGGUUCAUGUUAAUCUUAUGAGAAAGGAUGAAGAAUACAAGGAACCAGAGAGAUCCCGUCGUCCCUUUCAAGGUCUUGGAAGAACUCUUGGUAGCACCAGCGAUGUAACACCUGUGGAGCCCAAUACUGUCCCAACUGUCCUAACUGCUGCUCCCGCACCUUCUGUGGGUCUAGUUGUUGAUCAGAAGAAACCUUGUACAUCAAUUCAGCUGAGGUUGGCAGAUGGUACUCGCAUGGUUUCACGCUUCAACAACUAUCAUACAAUCAGAGAUAUCCGAGGCUUUAUCGAUGCAUCUAGGCCUGAUGGACCAAGAACGUAUCAACUGCAAACUAUGGGGUUCCCGCCCAAACAGCUCACUGAUCUUGACCAGACGAUAGACGAAGCUGGAAUAGCCAAUUCAGUUGUGAUCCAGAAACUAUAGCAACAAAUAUAGCAGAGCUAAUUUAUCAGUCAUCAGGUUGCAGUGGCCAUGUCUCAACACUGAUGUCUUAAAUUUAUUGAAGACAAUUGCAUGUAUCUCUAUGGACUUUGCUAUUUAUUGUUCAGAAUUUGAAGAGUUCAGAUUCCAUUUAUGCAUCAGAAUCUGUGUCCCUUUGCUUGUGGUGUUGCUUCUUUUAGACUGGUGAAUGGUACUGAAAAGGGUAGAUUAAGAUGCAUUGACCUUUUACUGUAAGGGUAGAUCUUUAAGGUGAUGGAACCUCAAUUUCAAUUCCAUUAGGCAAAUUGAAUGAGGUGUUGAUAAACCAUUAUUAUUA
Molecule: messenger RNA, 1661 nt
Organism: Sesamum indicum (sesame)
Lineage: Eukaryota; Viridiplantae; Streptophyta; Magnoliopsida; Lamiales; Pedaliaceae
Product: plant UBX domain-containing protein 4
Biological process (GO): autophagosome assembly; Golgi organization; nuclear membrane reassembly
Cellular component (GO): nucleus; cytosol
Molecular function (GO): ubiquitin binding
Source: RefSeq, a predicted model, not a curated record